UUUAACCUCAAAACUCAUAAACCACCACUACAUUACUAACUAAUAAGUUAAUCCUUCUCCUUCGUUCCUUCAAAUAAUAAUUAUUGAACUAAGUUAGUGUAUAGUAUACUGAGUGACAUUUGUAUUAUGACUUAAGAUGGACUUGAAAACCUUAUAAAUCCAAACAAUGUUUGUUGAACCAUGUUUUAUCAAACCAACUCGUAAUCUACUUGGAAAUGGGUGUCUAAUGUUAAUCUGAAGCUGGAUUAACUUAGGCCUACGAACAGUAUCCUACUUCAUAACUUUGAGCUUUCUCAUCAGUGAGCCCAAAUAUUAUUACCAAUAUUUGAGUCCUCCAAUAAAGUACAGAAUGACCAGCAGUAACAAAGUAACUAAACGAUCAGCACACUAUACUAACAGAGAAAUCCAUGUUAUCAUGGAUGAGUACGUGAGAAGAAAAAAUAUAUUAGAAAAUAACACAAAUCCCCAACAGAACAUGGAACUAAAGAGGAAGGCAUGGGUUGAAAUAGCUGAGCAUGUUAAUAUCAUCUCUCCUACCAAGAGAACAUACACCGAUGUACGGAAAAAGGUUUCAGACAUGAAAACUAGUGCUAAACGUAAAAUGCUCCGAUAUUUAAAGGAAUCCUUGGUUGAAGGGAAUAAAUCUCCACUAGUAAAACCCCAAAUUGACGAGAGACUUCUUGAUAUUCUACAAGAAAACGGUGUAAUUCCUCCAUACAAAUGUAUUUUAAAAAGAGGAAUGUCCUGUCCGGACGACAUCCAAAAGCACUUGAGUGAAGAAGAAGUAAAUAGGCCUAAAGAGCUACCAGUAGGGGCUGAUGCAGAGGAACCCCUGAGCAGUGGCAGCGUCUCCAUACCUGUCAGUGUGUCAUGUUCUCCCAGCAUUACGGUGGACAGUGUCGCUACCCACACUCCUAGCAGUGGGUACGACACCCAGAGCGACCCUCACCGGUUAAAGCACCUGAGAGAGUCUGUUGAUAGACUGACAUCAUCAGUAGACAAGCUGGGAGAUUCCCUCACCAAGAUCAGCAGGUCGUUGGAGAAAAUAGUUGAGAGUAAUCAACAAAUGUUCAGUGUCAUCAACAGUAAUGUGGUUAGGAUUUUAGAAUCUCAAAAUAAUGUUCAGUCUAUUUGCUUACCUGCAGCAAAUAACCAUGCACGAUAAUUUGUGUUUUAGCGUUUAUUGGUGUUUUAAAAAGUGUUUAGAUCCUAAGAUUAAUGUAUAUUUCAAAUAUGCUGUAAGAUAAAUGUAUAUUGUUUGAUGUAAAUUAAAUAAACAUAAU
Messenger RNA from Macrosteles quadrilineatus (aster leafhopper), 1283 nucleotides. RefSeq lists its product as uncharacterized. Gene Ontology annotation, cellular component: nucleus. Lineage: Eukaryota; Metazoa; Arthropoda; Insecta; Hemiptera; Cicadellidae. The transcript is spliced from 6 exons. The record is from RefSeq and is a predicted model, not a curated record. The coding region runs from base 350 to 1165 and encodes 271 amino acids.